Scleropages formosus (Asian bonytongue) is the source of this 1351-nucleotide messenger RNA. It is a transcript of the gene cdin1, whose product is annotated as CDAN1 interacting nuclease 1. Lineage: Eukaryota; Metazoa; Chordata; Actinopteri; Osteoglossiformes; Osteoglossidae. Gene Ontology annotation, biological process: erythrocyte differentiation. The record is from RefSeq and is a predicted model, not a curated record. Bases 78 to 929 code for a protein of 283 amino acids. Gene Ontology annotation, cellular component: cytoplasm; nucleus. The transcript is spliced from 12 exons.
UGUAACUGGAGGUUCGCGAAGCAGUCAGGAAGUUUGUUUUUAAUUGAGAUUCAUAGAAGCGCCGAUCAUCGAGGACAAUGAAACUGUCGCGGGCAGAAUACAAUGAAAUAGCCAGGUUUACUGAACAACUCCGACCGACCCGACAGUGUGUGAAGAUGCUCAAGGACAGGUUUCCAAAUCACUUGCAGUCCACUCUGCUGAGCAUCUUCUCCCUGGAGUACCAGAAAAGAAUUAAAAGAACCAUUUCAAAGCACCAAACCUCGGAAGCAAUUGAAAACUACUUCCAAAGAUACUUGAGCCAAGUGAAGAUGCACCCUUCAUCCUCGGUCCUGCUGGGUUUAGCUAAUGAGCUGGAUAUCGCUCCUUCGCUUAUGGCACGUAUUAUCUUGGAGAGAUUUCUUCAAGAACAGGAAGAUUCUGUGUCUUCCAAGCAAGUUGUUAACGAGAUGCUACGUGAACCAUCUUUGAUUCCAGAUGACAAUCUUGCAUAUAAUGUUUACCAGUGCACAAUAAAUGACUGCUGUUAUGGACCACUGGUGGACUGCAUCAAACAUGCCAUUGGUCAUGAGUAUGAGGUCUUGCUUCGUGACAAGUUGAGGGAGAAAAACUUGUCUUUUUUAGAUGAAAACCAGUUACGAGCUAAAGGCUACGAUAAAACGCCUGACAUCAUUCUGGAGGUCCCAGUAGCUGUUGAGGGUCGAGUUGUUCACUGGAUUGAAAGCAAAGCUUCUUUUGGAGAUGAUCACAGCCAUCGCAACUACCUGAAUGAGCAAUUUUGGAGCUACUGGAAUAGGUUUGGGCCAGGAUUAGUCAUUUACUGGCAUGGCUUCAUCGAGGAGCUGGACUGCCACCGAGACAGAGGCAUCCUGCUUAAGGACUGCUUCCCCUCUGACAUUGUGACCCUGUGCCACGGAACCAGCCAGGACUGAGUGUCGAUGAGAGCGAACAUGGAGGUGAAUCCGGAAGCAAUUUUGCUUUCCUGUUCUCCUGGCAGGCAUGUGCCCUGAACUUCAGCUGAACCCCAGCUGAACUCCUGCUGCUCAGGGUCAGGCUUAAUAUCUUUUACACAAAACACAGUUCUGUUUCUGUUUAGGCUUAGCCUCAGCCCUGAAAGCACCCCAGGAUGUGUCCCAUUCCUUACUGUCCCUCUCACUCACAAAAAAAUUUGCACUACCUAAUGUAACAAUGGGUUAUUUAAAUGCUUUUUAAGCUCAGUGUUGGUUCUUAUUGCUCCUUCAUUACUGGGGUUAUUUAUGUAAAAGUUAAUGUUUUAGUUGGCCUGAAAAUGUACUGGAUGUAAUUAAUUUACUUAAAAUCUUUAAGAUGGGGGGUGCGGUGGCGCAGUGGGUUG